CAUCCUCAAGGUUGCUGGUUCAAAUCUAUGUGGUGGAUAAAAAGAAAUUUGUGCCUGGACCAAGGCUGCAUCUCAGCUACAAAUAAUCUUGAAGGUUAUACAAAUAAGGCUAUACAAAAAAUAUUGCCAAAAAUGGUUUAUAGAUCAGUUCUAGUGAAAUCCCCAGUAGUAUAUGGGUCUCCGCUAUCAGUAGUGCUUGAAGAAGAAAAAAAGCUUGAGUGGCCACUUGCAAGACGCACCUGGAGUACUGAGAAAUUUAUCCCAAAUGCGGAGGUGGCAACCAUACUAUACGAUAAGCUAGAAGGUGGAAUAAAGGAGGAGGCCAUUCCGACUCCAGUAAUAACGGCUCCAAUAAUGGCGACUCCGAAAGGCUCCAACAACGAUCUAAGAACGACACGACUUCAACACCGCGAUUCCAGUAACGAAGACUCAACACGACACCAACAACGAUCCAAGGACUAUUUGAGUAACAAUGCUCCAAUAACGACGACACUAGCAAU
Molecule: messenger RNA, 500 nt
Organism: Dentiscutata erythropus
Lineage: Eukaryota; Fungi; Glomeromycota; Glomeromycetes; Diversisporales; Gigasporaceae
Source: the annotation of a GenBank genome assembly